GCCACCACCUUUCCGCGCGCGCCCCCCACGCACGCACGACACGACCGCGCGCACCGCGCACAGCAACCGCCACCUCCAGCUCCGAUGACCGACGCGGGCGGCGCCAGGAGAGCGGGCGGCGGCGGGGACCUCCCGCUCCGGCCGCCGGAGCCGCCGCGUGACCCGCUGGAGUUCCUGUCCCGGUCCUGGAGCGCGUCCGCGGCCGACGUCUCCCGCGCGCUCGCCGCCCCGCCCGCGCCGGCCCCGGCGCUGGCAGUGGCCGCCGGGGCGGGCGCCGCCAUCGCCGAGGACGUCGCCGGGGAGCUCGACUGCGACGGCGCGAGCAGCGGAGGGCCGGCCUCCGGGAGCCCCUUCUCCUUCGCGUCCGCGGCCACCUCGCAGCUCAUCAUGGACCGGAUCAUGGCGCAAUCGCAGGAAUUGUCGCCGCUGACCUCCGGCCGGCUCUCCCACAGCAGCGGGCCUCUCAACGGCGGCGGCUCGCUCUCCGACAGCCCGCCCGUCUCACCGGAGAUCGACGACACUAAGUUCUGCAGACUGGCGAGCACGCCGAAGCCGCAGCCGUACGCCCGGGGCGGCAGCAAGACGGUGGGCCGGUGGCUCAAGGACCGGCGGGAGAAGAAGAAGGAGGAGACGCGGGCGCACAACGCGCAGGUCCACGCCGCCGUGACCGUGGCGGCGGUGGCCGCGGCCGUCGCUGCCGUGGCGGCCGCCACCGCCGCGGCCUCGUCGGGGGCCGGCAAGGACGACCGCGGCGCGCGCACCGACAUGGCGGUGGCGUCGGCCGCGACGCUCGUGGCCGCGCAGUGCGUCGAGGCCGCGGAGGCCAUGGGCGCCGAGCGCGAGCACCUCGCCGCCGCCGUCGGGUCGGCCGUCAACGUCAGGAACCCCGGCGACGUCGUCACCAUCACGGCCGCCGCCGCCACAGCGUUGCGCGGCGCGGCGACGCUGAAGGCUAGGGUGCUGAAGGAGGUGUGGAACGUGGCGGCGGUGAUCCCCGUGGAGAAGGGCUCGGUGGCCGGAGGCGGAGGAGGAGGGCACCGCCAGCACGGCCACAAGGACAACAGCCAGCUGAAGCACCACCAGCACCUCCAGCAGCAGCAUCAGAGGGAGCUGGAGAGCAGCAACAGCAGCAGCAGCUGCUUCAGCGACGAGCUCGUGCUGGCCGAGGAGAAUAACUUCCUGGGCAUCUGCACGCAGGAGCUGCUGGCCCGCGGCACCGAGCUCCUGAAGCGCACUCGCAAAGGAUCGUUGCAUUGGAAGGUUGUCUCCGUGUACAUGAACCGGAUGGGCGUGGUGAUGCUGAAGAUGAAGAGCCGGCAUGUCGGAGGGACCAUCACGAAGAAGAAGAAGAGCGUGGUGGUGGACGUGUGCCGGGACGUGGCGGCGUGGCCGGGGCGGCACCUGCUGGAGGGCGGCGAGCACCGGCGCUACUUCGGCCUGCGGACGGCGGAGCACCGGGUGAUCGAGUUCGAGUGCGGCGGCCAGCGAGAGUACGAGAUGUGGACCAAGGGCGUCGCGCGCCUCCUCAGCAUCGCCGACGGCCGGAAGCGCGCCGUCUGACGGCCGGCGGCGUCGACGGCUGGUCACGGUCACAGCACACAGAGGGGUCAUGUAGCUAGCUGGGGUGCCUCGCUCUCAUGCUUGUGGAUUGGUGAGCAGAGGAGAGAGAUCCCAAGUGCUUUGCUCUGAUGCUGGCUGUUAACGAACUCUGAUUGCAGUAGCUGAAUGUUCAGUUCCCCAUUGCAGAGCAAAGAUAGGCAUGGUUGAGGGACUCAAAUGUGCACGAUCAUUGUUCAAGGGCUCAAAUUGCAAAUCAAGAGUACUGCAAGUACGUUUUAGUCAUUUGUUGCGUCUGAAUUUUUUUUUCACCACACUGUAUGGAAGUUGGAACAGCCAUGGCAGAGGCCCAACACAAAGUACCACGGCCCACAGUGGAAAUCCUACUGGUUAGGCCCAUGUGAGCUGAGAGGGAGCGUGCUUUUUUGCUUGGACAAGUUUUUUUUUAAAAAAAAAGGGUACUUGGACAAGUUCGUUACAUGUUGAUGUCCGGUAGGCCGAUACACAUCAUGCAUGUAUGUAUCAACCUUCCAGGAGUGGAUGCAGAGAUUCCCCUAACUUCUGGCCAUAUCUCAAAAAGGAAAUCCAAAGCAACAAAGAUGCAAAAGGUUUAACUGCAUUUCAAUCUUCCUCUUCUGAAACUGAAAUGGAUAAUGAUCAUGCAGUUCCUCCGUCGAUCUUGUUUUGGAUCAAUUGAACUUGGAGCAAGAAUUUGAGACAUGCUAAAACAACAGUGAUCGUUUAGAACACCUCCUGGGUCCGUUGUGCUUGAAACCAUCGACCCAAUUCUCCACCGAAAAACUAGUGGAAAAAAAUACUCCAUCUGUUUCAAAAUGUAGGUCGUUUUGACUUUUAUAAAUUUAUAGAUUUUGCUAUACAUCUAGAUAUAUAUUAUAUCCAGAUAUAUAGUAAAUAUAAUAAAUCUAAAAAUUCUAAAAUGAUCUUAUAUUUUGAAACGGAGGGAAUAGUUAGAGAAUUCUAUGCACCAUGCACGGUGGCGGAUCAUUUCACAAGAUUGAAGGCGCGAAUGAGUCAUAAUCGUGAGCUUUUUCUUCAGUGCGCCUGUGUGGGCUAAAAAUUAAUUUACCUGCACAGCCUACUAGGUCCAACCACCUAAUGAGCCUUUCGAUAUUAUUGGGCCAAGGCCGGCCACCACACAACAACGCACAAGAAAAUUUCACUGCACCACCACCGUCCCUGUUGUCAACAUAACACUGGCGGAAACGAACAUUUCAAUGGAGAUCCAGCAGCCUACAGUGUGCAACUUCUGGUGCUGCUUUUUUUUUAAAAAAAAUGAAACACAGUACGUACGCAGACGCUCGCGUGCAUCUUGAUAUCGAUGGAUAGACUCAGCUUUUGGUGCUGUUUCUAAGUACAUAUAGGAUUUGUAGCAUACUGAUAACAUACUUUUCAUGGUAAAUCUAAUGAAAUUGUGUCCACAUGACCAAUCAAACAAGUCUUACCAAACAAACUGUCGAUCAAGGUUCCUCGAAAAGAAAAUCGCCAUGGUUAGUUAGGUUCGCCGCACUUGAUUGACCAACUGCACACUUCCUAGAAUGCCAUGUAUUACAACAGCGAGAGUGGAUUCUCCAAAACUCUACUCUGCGACACAGCAUCAUAGGAUAACAGUGAGUCAAUGAUGCUUCACUGUUCACUAUGGCAUGACAAGAACAUGUAAUCCAUUGACUCGUGCGCAAAGGGAAAAAAAUAAUUCAGGAAAAAACGCCGCCGGCUUUGGAUGAAGGCAUGAAGCCAAGGCAUAUAUGGAUGGGAGAAAAAAGGGCGCAGAUCAAUAGCAAAGCCGGCCGGCCGGCAACCUUUUGGUGCCGCACGAUUGCAUGGCCGGCACGCCACGGCACCCUCCACACACACCACCAAGGUGCCAACAGGUCAUUCAUGACACGAACGGCUCCAAAACCUACCGAAAUCGCAUGCACGGUGUGAUGGGGAAGACGAAGAGGAGGCCGGGCACGCAUGCACGAUGGUACUACCCUCGUCGAGCUAGCGUCCUCUAGCUCUGAAAGCUGCAGAAAAACACACGCACAUACGCACAGGUUGCAGCAAGGACACGGAAAGGAGCACUGCUGGAAAGGACAAGGCUGCGGGCAUCUUGUAACAAACUGGCCGGCCAACCAAAUCGCCAUAAAGGAGGGCUUGGAGCUUUGCAUUCAUGCGUGUGGAUGUGCUAGCUAGCUGUGUGGCCCAUGAAUCUUCCAAGGGACCAUCGAUCAUGCAGUGUGUGACAGGUGCGUGUGUACUUGCUUGGAUCAUGUAUCGAUGCCCAGCCACGGCAUGAGAGGACGGAGAGGGUGGUGGUUAGAGAUGCCAACAAAAACCUCCAACUAAUUUCAGAGAGAGAGAGAGAGAGGGACGUCUUUGUUUGCGAGGAAAGGUCAAGAAGUACAGAGAGUGAGGG
Messenger RNA from Panicum hallii, 3973 nucleotides. RefSeq names its product VAN3-binding protein-like. Gene Ontology annotation, biological process: auxin-activated signaling pathway; leaf vascular tissue pattern formation; phloem or xylem histogenesis. NCBI's taxonomy places the organism in Eukaryota, Viridiplantae, Streptophyta, Magnoliopsida, Poales, Poaceae. The record is from RefSeq and is a predicted model, not a curated record. The transcript has 7 exons. The coding region runs from base 85 to 1560 and encodes 491 amino acids.